This is a messenger RNA of Hymenoscyphus albidus, 3054 nucleotides long. NCBI's taxonomy places the organism in Eukaryota, Fungi, Ascomycota, Leotiomycetes, Helotiales, Helotiaceae. The record is from the annotation of a GenBank genome assembly.
CUGGAACGUCGAGGUCCUCUUCCCUUCGACAACGACGAAGCAAGACGAUCACAACGACUCCCACUACGGCCCUCGACGACGACAACAGAUUCAUCUGCCCCCUUGGACUCUUCACUGACGACGAUACUUGUACUCGUACCCGUGCGGUGUCAUUUCUGGACCUUCAUCUCCCUCUCCGGCAUUCUCACAUAGCAUUCCUCGCCUUGUUGAGGGCAGCCAGAGCCAGAAGAGACCACCGGUGCCAGUCCACGGCACUCGCACCAGCCGCAGCCCAACUUUCCUGGGCGCUGGUUCAACCACAACACGAAAAAAAGCCACCCCUUUUGGCUACAACAACACCAUCCGCGACACUCCUCCACUCCACUCCUCGACAUCGACAUCGACACCGACAUUCCAGGUCCCCGGCGAGUCUUGCAUUGUAGCGUGCACCGCCUGUCCCAUUGUUCUGACACUCCCGACGACGCGGCAAGAAAAAAAAGAAGCGCCCGAGCUGCCCUACACGACACUACCUACGGCACGCUGCCAAAGCGGAAACGCAAAACCGCGCUUGUCUGAUCCAACGCAAAAUCCACCAAAAUCCACGAAGCCUUCACGAGCCCCCCCAAACCACCACCUGCACCCCCACGAAGCAUUUCCAUCCCCGCGCCCAAGCACCGCGAAUUCCCAUACGAUCGUUGCCAACGGCACCAACGACGACGAUACCCACCAUCCGGUCUUUCUGACCUAAACGGUGAUCCCUGCCUUCCGCCGCUCGUUUUUCUUCCGGCUCAACCACAACAGAGGCCGCCCCAUACCAGCAAACUUCAGUGCGACGCGGCUUUCUGCAGACAGCCCCUCUAGAGGCCGAUUACACUUCGCUGUAAGUUGAUUCAGAGCGCAUCGAGCGUGUGUGGCAUGAUGAGUAGAGGCGUGGAGAGGGAGGGGCCUUUUCACGCCCAUCAUCAGCCUCCCUCCACCUCAUUCAAUCAUGCCAGACAUACAUACAAUAUGACUAACUCCCAACGCGUUCACAGGCCCAGAAGUGAAUCACAGUCCUCCCGCCAGCGGAAUCGAAUCACGGAGCUGUCGGAAAGAGCCCUCCUCAUAAAUUGCGAACCACAUCCUCUCAGCCCCGUCACCUUCUCCCCACACGAGGCCAGAAGUCAUGGCGGACCAAAACGACGUAGAUCUCGAUUCCAUCAUCGAUAGACUAUUGGAAGUUCGCGGAAGCCGUCCAGGCAAACAGGUUCAGCUUUUGGAAGCAGAGAUCCGUUAUCUAUGCACCAAGGCUCGAGAAAUCUUCAUCUCGCAGCCCAUUUUAUUAGAGCUUGAGGCGCCCAUCAAAGUAAGCAAUCAUGCCUCCCUCGCAUUCCUGACCAUGUUCAACAGCCGCCGCCCGCACAAUCAUAUGCUGACCUGGUCGCGUGCCUACAGAUUUGUGGUGAUAUUCAUGGUCAAUACUAUGAUCUCCUCCGUCUUUUCGAGUACGGUGGAUUCCCUCCAGAGGCCAACUACCUGUUCCUUGGUGAUUACGUUGAUCGUGGAAAGCAAUCUCUCGAGACCAUCUGCCUACUCCUAGCCUACAAGAUCAAAUAUCCCGAAAAUUUCUUCAUCCUGCGUGGUAACCACGAGUGUGCCUCAAUCAACCGUAUCUACGGGUUCUACGAUGAAUGUAAAAGAAGGUAUAAUAUCAAGCUUUGGAAGACGUUCACAGAUUGCUUCAACUGCUUGCCAAUUGCAGCAAUCAUUGAUGAGAAGAUCUUCACCAUGCACGGAGGGUUAAGUCCUGACCUGAACUCCAUGGAGCAGAUUCGCCGUGUCAUGAGACCCACUGAUGUAAGUCCAUUUUCGUAUCAACUAGACAUUGACGUGAGGGGAUAGGGCGUGAGCUCUUGCUAAUCCAUGUAGAUUCCUGACUGCGGUUUGUUGUGCGAUCUCCUCUGGUCUGAUCCCGAUAAAGAUAUCACCGGAUGGAGCGAAAAUGAUCGAGGUGUGUCUUUCACAUUCGGGCCUGACGUAGUAUCUCGAUUCUUGCAAAAGCACGACAUGGAUUUGAUCUGCCGAGCACAUCAAGUUGUCGAAGAUGGCUACGAGUUCUUUUCCAAACGACAAUUGGUCACCCUCUUCAGCGCACCCAAUUACUGUGGAGAGUUUGAUAAUGCAGGAGCAAUGAUGAGUGUCGAUGAGAGUUUGUUAUGUUCAUUCCAGGUUCGUUGUUCCGUAGUAUAUAUACUCCCAAGACGCUUCUCGAUGCUAACCUGCAUUCCACAGAUUCUGAAACCAGCGGAGAAGAAACAAAAGUACGUUUACGGUGGUCGUGGUGCCAGCAGGCCCGUCACUCCUCCGAGGAAAAAGAAGUAAGAUGAAAUGAACGAUUACGAACUUUCUUGUGUAUAGCAGGUUCGGACGCAGAUAAAUAAUUUCGCGAUUUCCUCUCGAGUUCCCCGAAAUAGGUAUCGCCAACGCGCUCGAACCCUCCCGUUGCCAACUUUACGAAUUCCUCCAAACUCGAUCUCGAUCGCCUUUUCAUCAACAUACCUAAUUUGCGCGUUUACGUUUCGUGGAGCCUGCUGCGAACGAAGUAUCCCGAGUGUACACCAAACUUUUCUUUUCACCACGAGUACGACCAACGAACAAUUACGAACCAUCCCAAAUCGCGAGACGAAACCAACGACUUUUUUCCUACAAUUAGCUAGCAACAACCACCAUUGAGCAAAUCAAAGACCAACAGAUCGCGCGGGCGAGAAAGACAAAAAGAAAUUUGUGGGUAUGGGGGCGUAAACUUGGUGGUUGUUCUUUUCUCUCUCUCGCUGUUUUUCUUCUCGAUUUGGGGGGUGUGAGUGUGUGUGGUGAGAAGCGGGGUUACUUUGGUUUAUAAGAAUCAUGGGUGUGGUUUGGUGAUUUGGCUUGGUUUCUGGACCUUUGGACUUUGGUGGGAAGGGAUGGUUCGAUUGAUCUUCUUUUUUGCGUGUAUAUGAGAUUACGAUGUUCACCCGAGAUGGCUGCUCCUACGGAACUACUGGUUGCUUUGUCUGUGUAGCUCAAUCCCAAAUAAAACCUUUAUCGAUUCCGUAA